This is a messenger RNA of Lethenteron reissneri (Far Eastern brook lamprey), 4746 nucleotides long. Its product is annotated as bcl-2-associated transcription factor 1-like. The record is from RefSeq and is a predicted model, not a curated record. Gene Ontology annotation, biological process: positive regulation of transcription by RNA polymerase II. Gene Ontology annotation, molecular function: DNA binding; transcription coregulator activity. Gene Ontology annotation, cellular component: mediator complex. Lineage: Eukaryota; Metazoa; Chordata; Hyperoartia; Petromyzontiformes; Petromyzontidae.
CGUCACUGGUCGCGCGUCGUGACGUCAUCCAGUUAGGCCUGGCGCUCUCCGCUGACUUGGAAGUUUGGUGUACAGCAGACACCAAAAACACAGGAAGAAGGCUGCUCCCUCCAAACUCAGCGUCAUCCAUCACUGAGAAGCACUUUGGAGGUUGUGCAGUGUCACAGCGAGCUGUGAAGGCUGAGCAAUGCCAAGGUCACGGUCAAAGUCCAGGUCCUCACGAUCCAGAUCGGGGUCAAGGUCAUGGUCAAAUUCCCGAAAGAAAAAGCACCGGUCUCGAUCCAGGUCCUACUCGUCGGACCGUGAGCACAAGCACUACCAUCACUACCAGGAGCACCACUAUGGCCGCGGGCGCUUCCCACGACGGCCCUUCCAGCCCGGGCGUGGCCGCGGCUUUGGACGCGGUGCUCCGAGGCUCUUCCGCGGGCAGAACAUGUUCCGCCUGCCCAGCUCGCGCUCGUACCACUACCACUCACGCUCGCGUUCCCGCUCGCGCUCCCCACGCUACCACCGCUCGCACGACCGCAAGCAGCGCUCUUCCUCGCCGCCCCCCAAGAUCCCCGUGCCGCAAAAAAAGCAUCAAUUGCAACAGCACCAACUGCAACAGCAACAGCAGCAGCAGCCGCCACAGCAGGCCAGAGGACGGUCGUCACCGGAAGUUGCCACCAAGGGCAAGCCCGGUGCGCCAACCAAGCAUCGGAAAAAGUCGGAGCGCCAUUCGGAGCGAGUGAAAGGCACCAAAGGAAGAAUUGUGCACGAGAAACCGCUGACGGUAGAGCCCGCCGAAGAGUUCCCUACCCACAAGGAGGCCCUAGAUGAGGGCUAUGGUGAGGAGGGUGGCCUGGAGGCAUUUGAGUCGUCCGGCGACUUUGAGCAACGGGGCCGCUCGGCGUUGGCGGUGGCUAAGUCAAAGGCUCGCUGGCAGGUAUCGCCCGGCAGGGAGAGGGCGGGAGCUCGGGGCGAUGGCGCUGAACACGGGCCGCCUGGCUCAGCCGCCGCUGCAUCUCCAAACAGGAACCCUGAGCGACGCCACCGCCGCCGCCACCGCCCCACAACGCCGGAUCGCGGCAGGGAUGGGCCCCGAGGCCACGGCGCAGAAGGUUCGGCCGAGAAGGCCGACAUCGUGACGCGCAGCCCGCUGCGUUGCAGCCUUGAUGGCGUGGGUCUCUCUGGCCUGUCCGUGGGACGAGCCGAAAAGUCGCCUCCGUUCCCUAAAAGGACGAGUUGCUUAUUCCCCAGUGACCGUCAGCUUUCCGUUGACCUGGUGAAAGCUCGCAAAAAGAAGGAUUCCAAAAAGAAAAAGAAGGGCGAAGAAAAAGAGUUUCGCUCCAUUUUCGAUCACAUCCAGCACGAUACAGCCAAAUUGCGAGAGAAGAGCCCAGUGGAAACAUUUGCCCAGCACAUAGUCAGCCUGGUGCACCAUGUCAAAGAGCGAAAGUUCAAGCCGUCUGACGUGACGCUGAGUGAACGGUUUGCACGGGCCCAAGAGGAGGCCGGGGAGGAAACUCGAAAAAAGAAGAAAAGCCCCGAGAUCCAUAGGCGCAUUGAUAUUUCACCACGUACCAUAAAGCCACGGACACACACAGACGCGCACAGCAGGGAGAGCAGCCCGGGGGGGCAGGCGGAGGAGGAGAUGAACAGAAACCCGGAGGACCUCCGCUAUGACCUGGAGCGACGCAGGAAGGAGCGCAGCGACGAGCCAGAGUAUUGGAGGGAGGGGAGCGAGGAGCACCACAACUACCGGCCGCGUGAGCGAUCCCGCUCCUACUCCCCGGGGAAUGAGCCACAUGAUCACCAUGAUCACCAUGAUCACCAUGAUCCCCAUGAGCCCCAUGAGCCACCGUACGGACCCGGUGGCUUCGACAAAUCCCGUCUCGGAAACAAGCCUUAUUUUUUCAACCGUGGAAACUUCCGUGCCCGCCCGCCCUUCCAUUACCGCGGCCAAUUCCGUGGGCAGUACCGUGGCCGCAGUAACUAUUACAACAACAACAACUACAACAAUAGCAACUACGCUGGUGGUGGUGGUGGCGGAUAUCACAGCGGUGGCCACCACAGCGAGGGUUACAACGAAGGCCACGGUGGGGGUGGCGGUGGCGGUGGCGGCGGCGGCGGCCCUCCUCCCUACGGUGGCCCCGGUUGGGGGUCGGGCUCCGGCGCCGGCUGGAGUGGCCAGGGCACCCAUGGCUACCAGACCUUCCCACAGCGCCGCCCCCCCGAGGAGGAGUGGGACCCAGAAUACACGCCUAAGAGCAAGAAGUACUUCCUGCAUGACGAUCGCGACGAGCGCGAGGAGGACGGGCACUGGGGGCGGCGCCCGCGUGCACGCGGCUUCUUCCCGCGGGGCGCGCGAGGCCGCCCGUGGCACCGGCCCGGGGACAGCCCCGUGUGGACGCACGACAAAUACGAGGUCAGCGACGAUGAGGACGACAACAACGACAACGAGGGCGCCGGCGGCACGAGCGACGCGCCCAGCGACGCCGCAGCCACUACCACCACGACCAGCGGCGGUGGUGCCCCUGACAAGGAGCAGCAACCCAGUGAAUCAAUGGACAAGUAGCAGUGCAGGCAAGGCAAUGUCAUCACCACAGCUGACUUGGGGUGCCUUGUCACUGCAGCCCUGAGGCUUGGGCUUGGCGGAUCUCGAGGAAAUGGGAUUGUCGUUGCUGUGUUGUGCCUAGAUUGCUGGUCUGUGUUCCAGCACAGCCACCUGUGGUUGUGUGUAAUGUAUCUCUGUGAGGUGUGUUUCUUUGUGCUGUUUGUAUGUGUUUGUGUGUGCCUUUGUAUUUGUGUGUCUGUGCGUGUGGUGUUUUGAGGGAGGUACAAACCUAAGAAUGCAACUGAACAGCUAUUUCAUAGGUAAAACAUCACCUUUCCAACAAUAGAAAAAGAAUGUUUUAUUCGGAAAGAUGUCUGAAUAUAUUAAAACCUGGCUUUGAGGCAGCAAUGGCUAUCUUAACAAAAGCAAACAUACACACAAAAUCUUUCCACUUGUAAAAUUAGCUGAUUGACACUAUUUUACAAAUUACUCCACGAGAGAACGGUGAUAAUGUGGGUAUGUGUGUUUUUGUUUUAAAGCGCUGCUGAUAAUCAUAGUUGGCAGAGCAUUAACGGUGAUAUGUGUGUUGGGCAUCCGAACGCAUCGCUCGUGCUGACGAUUCUCAGCCGGCGAAUCAAAUGCCGGCACUUGGCUCUGCAGUGGGCGAUGACAGCGCGCGGGGCGAGAUGGGCGUACGGUAACGUAAGUGUCCCCUUCGGCCACUUGGCUGUGCGCGCGUGUCGGCAACAUUAUCGUUAUCGUCUGGCGAUUACAGCCAAUGUUGCCACUACGAGUGUGAGCGAGCGGUGAGGCAUAAUGUAGUUGCAUCAUGUGGUAUCGCGCUUUUUUGCUGCACCCGCUGCCAAAUGUAGGAGUAGGGUCAAUAGGUGAAUAUAACCCUCCCACCCCUUAUGGUUUUGUACAUGCUCCAUGGGUUUUGCACAUUUUGCAUUCGUUUAUAGGCCCGAAGAGAUAUUUUCGAGCAUUGGCUUGGACCGAGUAAAAUAUUCCUUGUCAACUUCGUUUACCUUUUUAAACGAUUACUGCUUGUAUGACCGACAGCGUUUAAUAUUGGUAAUGGCAGUGGAUUUUUAAAGUGUGCCUGCACUCAAGUUGGUGUUUUUAGGAGAGGAAAACAUGUGCAUUCCAGUCUCUCAUAUGGGCACUGUCGGGCAUUGUACUGGCUGAACAGGGCUCUGUUGUGCAUGUGGAUCCCAACACACUUGUUUUCUCACAGUAACGUUAAAACCGCCGAUUAAAUUGUGAAUAACGGCCCUCGUUCAAAUCUAGACUUAAAGCUUUCGUGACUGCAGGAAUUCGUAUUCUUGGGUCUUUCGGUAAAGUCACUUAGAUAUUUUCUUUGAACCUAUCUACGUGACUUUACCGAAAGAACCAAGAAUAUGGCCUCGUUCAUUUGUAACAAUGCAUGUUUGACUUACAUGCGCUUCUACGAAGUGUGGCUUUCAGGAACUAAUCGUUUGGCUUUUAUUUUUAUUUUGAGAGUUUAACAAUUGCAAGCCACUUGUUCCAAAAGAACUCCUCAAAUGCCUUUGAGCUCUAUCAGGAUGCUCAUCUCCUUGAAGCAUUGAGCCAGUUGUGGAAAUUCCAUAUUCCGAUGAUGAGAGCAAGUCUAUCCAUAGAGCAGCCGCUUGACUUCCCCAUAAAGUGGGCUGAGUCAACCCCUCAACUGGGAUUUGAACCCAUAACCUUUUGAUUGCGAGCCGAUGGCUCUACCGCUGAGCCACCAGGUCGUAUAAUACAAUUUUAUUACGGUUGAAGAGAGCAUUAGUGGAUUUAAAGAGCUACUUGCCACAUCGCCUCGACCAUAACCCAUCUCGCGCUUUGCUUAUCUGCCAGAGACGGGAAACCACAGUGGUUUACGGACCUUACUAAUCUCUCACCUCUGUCGCUUAACCCACUAUGACAUGAGCAAGUUAAAGAAACCUGUUCAUCCACCGAGUAUUUAACUGCCAGCAUGUGCUUAAUUUGCCAUUCUGUCGGGUCGUGCUUCUUCAAAGGUUUUGUGUCGUCCAUGCUCCGCUGAUGCUCGUAUGAAUCCUUAACCAAAACGUUUAACAUUCUUUUGAUUUAUUUGGUAAUUUGGUGCAACGGUGAAGUGUUUUUGAAGGGAGACAAAAAAGUUGCGUCCUUUUUUUUGUUUGAAAUUAAACAGUUGUUUAAGAAAAAUAAAAUAUACAUAUAUAAGCUAA